UUGCAAAUUGAUUGCGAUGGUUCUGUCUUUUUCUGUGAAUGCUUCCAGAAGGGAAAGCAAAUAGCUACUUCUUGCUCUACCUUCGACACGACGCUAGACGUGGAAGACUUCGCUGACAGCGCCAUGAUUCCUGAUGUAGAUUUGAAGAAGAUGGGCUUAAGGGGCGAAGGUGAUCCGCUUCUGAAGGCGCGCAAGUUCGAAGGAGACAUCCUUGGUAUAUCCAACUCGGAAGACGUCAAACUUAGCCGGGUGCCCGACGGCGCGGCUCGUAGCGCUAUCCGUGACAAGUGGCGACGUUGGCCGACGAAGGAAAUACCGUACGUCUUGUCCAGCCGUUACGGUAGUUACAGUAGGAAAGUUAUUGCCAAAGCGAUGGAUCAGUACCACAAAAAGACGUGCAUCCGAUUCGUUCCCCGCGAUCCUCAGAAACAUACCGACUACGUGUACCUCUUUCCCGAUGAUGGAUGCUAUUCUUUGGUUGGACGGUCCGGAGGACGUCAGCCGAUCUCACUUGACCCCGGUUGUAUGGAGGUUGGGACUAUCAUUCACGAGUUGAUGCAUUCGGUUGGAUUUUUCCACGAGCAAAGUCGGACGGAUCGAGACGAGUAUAUCAAGGUGAUUUGGACGAAGAUAAUGCCGGGCGCAAAGGAUCAGUUCGAGAAGUACGACUCAAGGACAGUAGACCAGCUGAACAUCAAUUACGAUUACGGUAGCAUCAUGCACUACGGGCCGUACGCAUUUAGCAAAAACGGCGAGAAGACGAUCCUUGCGCUUAAACGGGGGGCCUCACGGAUGGGUCAGAGGGACGGCUUUAGCGAACUGGACCUGAUGAAGGUAAAGAAAUUGUACGAUUGCGGUGAUAUGACGAACGUCAGUGUGACCACCAAUGAGUUAAGCCCUGAAGAUGAUAACGAGGGUGACGUAAACGUGGAGCCGCGUACGACAGGGGGUGCCAAGUGCCUUAACGAAAAGUGGGAAUGCUACUUUUGGGCGUUUCUCAACCACUGCCGUCUGUACCCGGAGUACAUGCGUCAGAACUGCCGGAAAGCGUGCAACAUGUGCAACGAAGACGCGGCCUCGGCAGCCGUGACUACCACGGCCACGGAAGCCAGCACCGUCCGAAGGAAGAAGUGCGAGGACCAGAACGGUCAUUGCAACGUCUGGGCCAGCAGGGGCUUUUGCGACAAGACUGGCUAUCGCCAUUUCAUGUUGGCUACGUGUCCGAUGUCCUGCCAGGACUGCGAGAGCGGCAAGCUAAUGGCCAGCGACAACGAGUUGCCUCAGACAAGAGAUUACGGUGAGGCGGCUCAGGUAACUGCCACCCACGCCUGUGCUGACAAACGGGGACUAGAAGCCAGGUGCAAGCUGUUCGCCUCCUGGCAGAUGUGCGGUGGUCGAAACGAGCGGGACAUGAGGCAUCUGUGCCCAAGUUCCUGUGGCUACUGCGGUGAAGGUAAAGGCAAGUCGUCGACAACGGUUUCAUGGCGCGGACUUUCGAAACUGGUCGUGCCUUGA
Molecule: messenger RNA, 1515 nt
Organism: Soboliphyme baturini
Lineage: Eukaryota; Metazoa; Nematoda; Enoplea; Dioctophymatida; Soboliphymatidae
Source: the annotation of a GenBank genome assembly